AUGUCAGUAAUGCUUAGUAAUUUGUCACUCAAUAGGACAAGCUUCUUCACUGAAAAUCAUAGCAUUAUGGACAAGCCUAGCGAGCAGAGAACUUUGAAUGUCUUUCUAUUCUGCUUGACUUUUAUCAUUGCCUUCACAGCACUUCUGGGCAGCAUUUAUUCACUAGUUUCCCUGCUGCAAAUGCAAACCAGAACCACAGUUUCAAUGAUUGUGACCUCUUUGUCAAUAGAUGAUUUGAUUAGCAUUGUGCCAGUGAUUAUUUUCAUGCUCACCCAGUGGUCAAGCGAUGUCCUCCCCCAGCCUCUGUGCACCACAUCAGCACUUAUAUAUUUAUUCCAGGGCAUUUCCAGCAACCUGAAAGGGUCUCUUAUAGUUUCUUACAACUUCUACACCCUCAACAAAACUGAGACAACGAGCUGCAGCACUUCCAAACGACGAGUGAGCGUGGUAUGGGCCAUCCUCACCAUUUGGAUUGUCAGUUUGCUGCUCUGCAUUUUGCCCCUCUGUGGUUGGGGCAAGUACAUCCCCACCUCCUGGGGCUGCUUCACCGACUGUGCCAGUUCCUACAUCUUGUUUUUAUUUAUCGUCUACUCACUGUGCUUUUGCCUUCUCAUGGUGCUGUCUGUCCCUCUAACUUACCAGCUGCUGUGCUCAGAUGGGCAACAGAUACUACACACUGAUUACCAGGAGAUCUCCCAAGGUUACAUCACCCCUGGGACACCUGCGGGCUGCAGCACUGCCACCCCAUCCCUGUCACCAGUAGAGCCCGUGGAUAAAACCCUGAAGAAUUUCCAAAAUGUGUGUCCAAGCUUGGAGGUGGUUUUUAGGAAGGGUGUGGCUGAAAGCAGUGCCCUCGAGCCCCGUUGUGUGAACAGCAUACAGAGCAGGAGCUGCACGGUUGGCUUUGCCCAGAAGCGGUUCUCACUGAUUCUCGCAUUGACAAAAGUCAUUCUCUGGCUUCCCAUGAUGAUACAAAUGGUUGUCCAGCACAUCACUGGUUUUCAAAGCCUUUCAUUUGAGACACUCAGCUUCCUGCUGCCUCUGCUGGCUGCCACAGUCACCCCGGUGUUUGUCCUGUCUGAACACUGGAUCUACUUGCCCUGUGGCUGUAUCAUUAAUUGCAGGAGGGAUUCGUAUGCAGUGCCUUCAGAAGAACUCAAAACCAAAAGUAGGAGCUUCAAAUUCAACCUGUCAUUCCAGCAAGGUUAUGGAAUCUACAGAAUCUCCCAUGAAAACCGCCACCACCAUGAUGACGAUGGUGAACCCACGUCCUGUCACAACUUGAUGAGCUACGCCUGCCACAACUCCAAAGAAUCCAGACGUGGGAGCGGCGAUGCCCCCAGCUCCGGGACGGCAUCGUUCAGCACCACGGCCCCGGCGGACAGCUCCCGGGGCGCGUCGGUGGGGGCCUGUGCCGGGCAGGACCCGGGGCCAGGGGGGAGCAACGGCCACCCCCUUCCCGACAAACCGGGAGCCCUUCAGAGAGAGGAGGGCAGAAAUUUUGAGAAGGCGACUUUUUCUGAAGGCUCAGAAAGGCGGUUGUCCCAUGAGGAAAGCCAUAAACCUGAACUCACAGACUGGGAGUGGUGCAGGAGUAAAUCAGAGAGGACCCCUCGCCAG
Molecule: messenger RNA, 1620 nt
Organism: Mesitornis unicolor (brown roatelo)
Lineage: Eukaryota; Metazoa; Chordata; Aves; Mesitornithiformes; Mesitornithidae
Gene: GPR149
Product: G protein-coupled receptor 149
Exons: 3
Biological process (GO): neuropeptide signaling pathway
Cellular component (GO): neuron projection; membrane
Molecular function (GO): neuropeptide binding; G protein-coupled receptor activity
Source: RefSeq, a predicted model, not a curated record